AUGACACCCACUCCGCACGCGAACUCUCCACAUCACCACCCAUCGCAUUCGAAUCUGCGUCUAAGCAGAACUCGCAGACCACGCACUGCCAAUCCCUACGACGCUUCCAACCAUGCCACUCCUCCACAGCAACUGCUAAUGCCCGUAACUCCACUUGUGGACGAGACUACAGAUCAAGCCGACCUCGAUGCCGGGAAUAUUGAUAUUGAUAUUGGUAUUGACGAUGAAGACGACAGCGAUGGGGAAGGCGCAGAACACGACGGAGAUAUAGAGUUUCGCGAGGAUGAUGAUGAUGUGGAAGCCGAGGAUGAUGAUGAGCAGGAGGACGAGGAUGUGGAGGAGGAAGGAGAAAUCGAAGAAGGAAUGCCUCCUUUCCGUAUUUUUAACCUGGGUGGCCCGCCCGUUACCCCAGUGGAUCACAGACCUGUUCGGGUUCGACCAUACCCAUACCCCCUCCCUAUUAGAGUGGCAAAUCAGGAGGAGUGGAUGCGGAGAGUCAUAGCGUUGCAGUAUGCUAAUCGUUUCCGCCGUCCAACAGUGCCUAUGGAGGUCGAGACACCUUUCAACCCGGCAGCAUUGGGACUGAAGGAGAUUGGGAACCUGGCAAGUUGGACGGUCAGCAGUUGUAAGCCGGGCAGUGGUGUUGAAGCAUUGCGAGAUGAUGAUACAAACCUCUUUUGGCAAUCAGACGGUCCUCAACCACAUCACCUAAACAUACAUUUCUCCCGCCUCGUCUCCAUCCUCUCAGUCCGCAUCUUCCUCGACUUCCGCGCCGAUGAAUCUUACACACCUACACGAAUAACCUUGCUUGCAGGCACAGGCUACCAUGACCUUAUCCCAUUUUCCGCCCUUGAAUUCGAAAAGCCAAUAGGCUGGAUUGACGUGCCCUUGGACCACGUCGGAGGCGGCGAAGAUGGCAAGACAUUGAGGGCAUUCUUGGUCCAAGUCAAAAUUGUCGAGAACCAUCAGAAUGGAAAGGAUACACAUGUACGAGGACUGAAAGUCUAUGCUCGCGAUGAUCGGGCAAGAGGUAGCUUGGGAAUCCUGCCAGAUGGCGAGAGAAGAAAGAGCAGGGCUGUGGUACUGAAAGGAGAGUCCCCGAAUACAGAGAGAGUAUGGCUUGUAGAACCGGACUGGAUGGGUGAGCCUGAGCUACGGUGA
Molecule: messenger RNA, 1161 nt
Organism: Lachnellula hyalina
Lineage: Eukaryota; Fungi; Ascomycota; Leotiomycetes; Helotiales; Lachnaceae
Gene: Anapc10
Product: Anaphase-promoting complex subunit
Exons: 3
Coding region: 1-1161 (386 amino acids)
Biological process (GO): anaphase-promoting complex-dependent catabolic process; protein K11-linked ubiquitination
Cellular component (GO): anaphase-promoting complex
Source: RefSeq, a predicted model, not a curated record